UACAUUCCAUUCCUACCACCUCAGUUAGACUCAGAGUCAGUGAAGACCAACAUGAAGACUCGUAGUAGCUCUGCCAAAAUCUCUGCAAAAUGGCUUCCCAUUUUCUCCAUUUUUUCCUUCAUUCUUGGAAUGCUCAUCACAACAAGGAUGUGGGAACCACCUGAAUCCAAUGGCAUGUUUCUUUCAAAACGCAGGAAUGAACAAGAAUUGCAAGUUGUCUCAGGGGAUUGUGCUUCAAAAAAGUUUGUGCAGGACAAGGAUGUAAUGGAUGAAGUGUACAAAACCCAUGAAGCUAUUAAAUCUCUAGACAAGCAAGUUUCAAUGCUUCAGAUGGAGCUGGCAGCAUCCAGGAGUGCGCGAAAACUAGGGAUCUCAGAUAAUUCUUCGGCUAUGUCUAAUAACACUCUGGGCUCGGGGCUCUCCAAUGAAGGAUCUUCCAGGAAGAAAGUGUUUAUAGUGAUUGGCAUAAACACAGCUUUCAGUAGCAGGAAGCGUCGUGAUUCGGUCAGAGAUACGUGGAUGCUUCAAGGUGAACAACUUCUUCAAUUGGAACGCGAGAAGGGAAUUGUUAUUAGAUUCAUGAUUGGUCACAGUGCGACUUCCAAUAGCAUUCUAGAUCGAGCUAUUGAUUCAGAAGAAGCCCAGCACAAUGACUUCCUUCGCCUGGAACAUGUUGAAGGGUAUCAUGAACUGUCUGCAAAGACAAAAACUUUCUUUUCCACUGCAGUUGCAAAGUGGGAUGCUGAUUUCUAUGUGAAAGUGGAUGAUGAUGUCCAUGUUAAUUUAGGUGUACUGGCAACAACCCUUGCUCGUCAUCGUUCAAAAUCCAGGGUCUACAUCGGAUGUAUGAAGUCUGGACCUGUUCUUUCUCGAAAGGAUGUUAAGUACCACGAACCCGAGUUCUGGAAGUUUGGAGAGGAAGGGAAUAAAUACUUCAGACACGCAACUGGGCAGAUAUAUGCAAUCUCUAAGGAUCUGGCCACUUACAUUUCCAUCAACCAGCCGAUAUUGCACAAAUAUGCUAAUGAAGACGUCUCACUUGGUUCAUGGUUCAUUGGUCUGGAAGUUGAGCAUAUUGAUGAUCGCAGUAUGUGCUGUGGGACUCCUCCAGACUGUGAGUGGAAGGCACAAGCGGGUAACAUAUGUGUUGCAUCCUUUGACUGGAGCUGCAGUGGAAUCUGCAAGUCAGUGGAGAAGAUUAAAUUUGUUCACUCAAAGUGUGGUGAAGGGGAUGGAGCUGUUUGGAGUGCUUUAGUUUAGGUUUGUACAAUGGUGGAAAAGCAGCUGAGUAUUUAUUGCAAUUGAAACAAAGGCAGUUUUGGAAAUGGAUGAUCGUUUUGGUGGAAGCUGCUGUUUUCAGUCAAGAAUUGUAUCAAAGUGGAUUUAGGAUAUAGAUUUGUUAGCAUCUAUGAAGCAACACAACACUGACAUGAACAUGCCUACACAAUGUAGGAUACUGGGACAUGAAAUAUAUCACUUCCCAUGUAGUCAGCUAAUGUUAAGGGGAAGGAAUGACAUUUCAAAUGAAGUAACAUUUUCAAUA
Messenger RNA from Lotus japonicus, 1543 nucleotides. RefSeq names its product beta-1,3-galactosyltransferase 7-like. Gene Ontology annotation, cellular component: Golgi membrane. The transcript has 11 exons. Gene Ontology annotation, molecular function: beta-1,3-galactosyltransferase activity. Bases 52 to 1260 code for a protein of 402 amino acids. Lineage: Eukaryota; Viridiplantae; Streptophyta; Magnoliopsida; Fabales; Fabaceae. The record is from RefSeq and is a predicted model, not a curated record.